AUGCGAACAUUAGAGUUGUUUCCUCUGUAUAUGUCGGUAAGCAUACACACACGAGUAGUGUUUGAACAACCGGCAGCGUCGUCCAAACAGUAUUCUGACAUUACUUAUAUAAUAACUUGUGUUAUAAACGAGGUGCUUAAUCGUGUGCGUGCGGAUACGUUUCAUUUGUGAUCUUGUGUAUGGGUUUUGGACGACCUGUAGCGUCGUCCAUACGCUAUUUUUCAUUUUAUUAUAGUAACGUACAAAAUGCGGCAACAGUUUUCUGCAAAAUCAAAAAUGAUCCGAAAGAAAAAGCACUAAGUCAAUUUGAUGAAGAAGAGGUUAAUGCUUUAAUAAAUAAAACCACUUAUCCUCCACGUAGUAUUAUAGGAAAAUUAAACCUCUUUAGUAGUAUUACAAAAAGUGAACUGCUGAGCAUAGAAAAAAAAUUAAACGUGAAAGAAAAGUAUGAAAGCAAAAAGAAAUCACUGCAAUGUAUUAACACUUUAAUUUUGAAUGCUAUGGUCUGGAAUAUAAAAAAUUCAUUGUUAAUUAAUGAAAUGCCAAAUCUAGAUAAAUUAGAAGUUUUUGAAAAAUAUAAAAUGUAUUUAUCUCGUAUGCUAUCUGUAUUGUAUUAUGGCCGUAUUAGAGCCAAAAGAUGGCUUACUUAUUUAUAUACCAAAUUGUUAAACAUAGCAGAUACAGAGAAAAAUGAAAAAAUAAUGCAAAUAAAAUUUAUAAACAAUGAAUCACUUUUAAGUGACAUCGAAGAUGAUUAUAAUAAGUGUGAAAGUAGUUAUUUUAUUCCAAAACCUCGAAGACUAAUUAAGGAUGAAUUUUACAGUUUUUAUAAAGUUUUUGACAUCAUUGAACAGUUGUAUAACAAUGAAGAAAUGAAUCAGGGCUAUAUUUAUGAAAACUUGUUUAGUAUGGAAAAUAUGACAUUAUACUUUUUAAAAGAUCAGUAUAAAGUAAUAUUUGGACAAAUGACUGUUGGACAAUUUAAUUGGCAAGAAAAUAUGAAUGACAUGGAACAUUAUAACAAAUAUAUUAAUACGAUUUAUAAAAAAAAUGAAUGGAUCAUCGAACCUUUUCGUGCUAAACUAAGAUAUCAUUUAAUGUUUCAAGAAAUUGUUUUUACACAUAUUUUGCAGUAUAUCUCGAUUCAUAUGCAGCAAUUUUUCAUUACUUGUAGUACUAAGGCAGCAAUAAUGUGUUACAAUUGUUCGUCAAUACACAUUUCAAUUAAUCAAUAUAGAAACUUGUGGUAUCUUAUUGCGGAACCACUAAAAAAUGCUAUUGAACUAUUAGGUUUCAAGGAUACUUUGUUAAAUCAAAUAUUGAUACAUUUUGAGACCAAAUCAUCAAACCUGUGUCAAUAUAAAACAUUAUUAUAUCAAGUUAAAAUUUUGCACAGACGUUGUUUACGUGAAUUACAUGUUCCGAUUAAAAAAAAUACAGAGUAUCAACUCAAUCUUGACGGACCACGUAAUGAAUUUGACCAAUUUGCUAUUGAAAGCAAUUUCAGUAAAUUUGUAAAUUAUGUUAAAGAAGUUAAGACUUUAUUAAAACCCAUCAACAGUAGUUUAUUCUUUAUUAGGUUUUUAUAUCAAGACGUAUUUCUUGAUUAUAAAUUUAAAUUUUUUCCAUAUAUUUGUAAAUAUAGUAAUUGUUAAUUAUUAUGACUAAAACAUAUUUUAAUGCUAUUUUUAAAUAAAUUUUACAUAAUACAUGUGAUACUUACAA
Messenger RNA from Daktulosphaira vitifoliae (grape phylloxera), 1725 nucleotides. RefSeq lists its product as uncharacterized. The record is from RefSeq and is a predicted model, not a curated record. NCBI's taxonomy places the organism in Eukaryota, Metazoa, Arthropoda, Insecta, Hemiptera, Phylloxeridae. Bases 180 to 1655 code for a protein of 491 amino acids. The transcript has 3 exons.